AUGAGGACUAAAGCCAACUUGCUCCUUAUANAUGAGAGGCUUGCAAAAUCAGAGGAUCCGGAGGAACUGAGAGACGCGAUGAACUCAAUGUCGAAGAUGUUGCAAUAUCUGAAAGAGUUGCGACGAGAUUGUGAGGACGUGGAGAAGAAGGGUUUAGUAGACAAAACUCAUCAAAACCAUACUCUUAAUCCUGAAUCUUGUUGCGACAACAAGAACAACUAUGCUUUGCUUGGAAACGUGGAGGAUGGAUGCAAUCAAGAGUUGUUGGACAUUGAUCAAAUCAUUAAUUUUGAGUCGACAAGUUCAUCAGUGAAUUCAGAGUUGGAAAACAUCUCGAUGGUGACACCAAAUCAAAACUCGUUCUCUGACUCUAAAGCUAUUGUAGAUGAAGAAUUGGUGGUUCACACUGAUUUGUAUGAUGAUAUUAUCCACUUGUCCAAUUUAGAUGAAGAUGUGAUGCUACCGAUUUCUGACAACAACAACAACAACAACAACAACAAUGUUUUAUCUGAAAACUUUGAUGAAUUCAUUCAAGAGCUGGAUCUUGAUCAGAUCUUUGAUUUUGAGACAAAUUAUAUGCAGAGCUUGGAGAUGGAUGGUGUCUCGAUGGUGACUACGAAUUCUGAAACAGUUGGACAUGGAGGAUUACUGACUCACAUAGAUUUGGAUGAGGAUAAUCUAUGCUUUUCUGAUUAUUUCAAUGAAUUAACCUCCCCUGAUCCAAUCUGAAAACUCCCUCCAAGAUAUAUAUAUAUAUACAACAACAAGUUAAAGAUUCUAUUCUCAACUCUCAAGGAAGAAGGGUCCGGUUUGACUUUAUUAAUUCAUGAUUGCACCAUCUUUUUUUGUAUAUUUGGAGUACAUUUUAUCAACUUUCUUAAAAAAACAG
Messenger RNA from Camelina sativa (false flax), 889 nucleotides. NCBI's taxonomy places the organism in Eukaryota, Viridiplantae, Streptophyta, Magnoliopsida, Brassicales, Brassicaceae. The record is from RefSeq and is a predicted model, not a curated record.